AUGUCUAUGCUUUUUCUCAGCCCCCUGGGGCUCUGGUGCUUGUAUCGCUUGAGCAGCACACCUCGUGACGGAACUUGCAUUGCAGGAGUUCCGCGAGACGUUACGUUGCCAGUCAUGCUCUUCGUCGGCCUUCACAACGCUUAUGCUGCCAUCCGCAUAUGUUUGCCUCUUUUUUUGUGCAGCGAUGACAGACGUGUCAGAGCCCAAGCUAUCCAUUCAGCCAUUGCUGUUAUACUUUGUAUUUGUGCGACUUGUGUGACUUUCACUCUUGUGGUGGUCUUUGGUGAGUACUUUUACUACACCUACAUUCUAUGCAUCAUGUUGUCGGUUCUGAUGCUGAUGUCAGUUGCUGCCUUCAUCAUGACCUGGAAACCAGCAUACAAGGACGUCGCGCUACUGAGGAAGCAACCACUCGGUCAAACAGCAAAGCAAAAGCAGUCCUUGAGCUAUUCAGACUAUCGAUCACUAUCAGAAGCAGCCCCUUUGAUUAGCUCCGAAGCGUCGCUGAGACUAGACCAUCGGUCGGGGCCAGAUAGUCCAGGACAAAUCCCAACGGAGUUCAUGCCCGCUGGGAAACUCCCUACUUCAUCUCACUUCAGAAGAUGGCAUGCCCAACAAAGUAUCGAAUAUGGUGGUGUAACGCCAUCGGAGACAACAAGCUGGUCUUCCGCCGCUACUCCUGACAGGGGCUCGAUUGUGCCGACCAAACGUCGAGGUUCCUCACCUUGUCUAUACGACGCGGCAUAUCUGCAUCUUUCUGAUCGGUCUUGGGAUCCUGCCUUGUCGCAUCAAUCCCUGCAUCAGUCCGUGGAGUUGGCCGAGCUGCAAAACGAACGACGAAGAGUUGCACCAACCGAUAUACUCUCUGAUGAUGGCGGUAUACAUGCUCAAAUGGCGCAUGACGAUUUAUCCAACACUUGGCGGCCACCAACCCCCUUUAGUUUGGGAUCGGAGCGGAGUCUCUCUGAGGUUGACGGCAGCCACAAUGCACAUCAUGAGAAGAGGAGCCCUGAGUUCCUCGAAUUGCAGGGCUUGCCGUCUCCAGCGGCGCGUGCGGCUUUCUUAUCAGCACCCGUCAUACGUGGACGUACUUCUCUUCGUGGAACGUUGCUCUCAUCUGCUAUGUAA
Protomyces lactucae-debilis is the source of this 1128-nucleotide messenger RNA. RefSeq lists its product as uncharacterized. The record is from RefSeq and is a predicted model, not a curated record. The transcript has a single exon. NCBI's taxonomy places the organism in Eukaryota, Fungi, Ascomycota, Taphrinomycetes, Taphrinales, Protomycetaceae. Bases 1 to 1128 code for a protein of 375 amino acids.